AGUUCCAGUCAGACAGCAACCCAGAGAACCACAAGGUUGACACAAUGGAAGACCUUAAUGUUGCAAACACAAUUUUUGCCCUCAAUUUCUUCAAGCACCUUGCAGAAGUGAGCCCCACCCAGAACCUCUUCUUCUCUCCAUGGAGCAUCUCAUCAACCAUGGCCAUGAUCUACCUGGGUUCCAGGGGCAACACUGAAGACCAGAUGGCCAAGGUGCUCCAGUUCAAGCAAGUCGGAGGUCGUGAUGUCACCCCGGAGAAUUUUACUGGUUGUGAAUUCAUGCAACAGGUCCAGAAGAGUCCCUAUCCCGACGCUAUUGUGCAGGCACAAAUUAGAGACACCAUCCAUUCCUCCUUCAGCUCUCUCAGCUCUGCAAUCAACAAAUCCACAGGGGAUUAUUUAUUGGAAAGUGCCAACAAGCUGUUUGGAGAGAAGUCUGCAGGUUUCACGGAUGAGUACAUGAAACUUUCUAAGAAAUAUUACUCUACAGAACCCCAGGCAGUAGACUUUCUGAAAUGCGCAGAAGAAGCAAGAAAAAAAAUUAAUUCUUGGGUCAACACUCAGACCAAAGGUAAAAUCCCAAAUCUGCUCCCAGAAGGUUCUGUAGACACGGAGACCAGGAUGGUCCUUGUUAAUGCUGUCUACUUCAAAGGAAAGUGGAAAACUCCAUUUGAGAAGAAGCUGAAUGGGUUCUAUCCUUUCCACCUGAACUCGACUGAGAGUAAACCUGUACAGAUGAUGUACUUGCGUGAAAAGCUGAACAUUGGAUACAUAGAAGACCUAAAAGUUCAGAUCCUAGAACUCCCAUAUGCUGGAAAUGUCAGUAUGCUCCUGUUGCUUCCAGAAAAAACUGCUGAUGCUAGCACUGGGUUGGAAUUGCUGGAGGAUGCAAUCACCCAUGACAAGCUGAAGAACUGGACCAACAAAGACACGAUGGCUGAAGAUGAUGUUGAAGUAUAUAUCCCCCAGUUCAAAUUAGAAGAGCGUUAUGAACUCAAAUCCAUUCUGAAAAAUAUGGGCAUGGAGGAUGCCUUCAGCAAGGGCCAGGCCAACUUCCAAGGAAUGUCGGAAGCAAAUGAUUUGUUUCUUUCUGAAGUGUUCCAUCAAGCAACUGUUGAAGUUAAUGAGGAGGGCACUGAAGCCACUGCUGGCACUGGGGGCAUUAUGACAGGAAGAACUGGCCAUGGGGGCCCCCAGUUUGUGGCUGACCAUCCUUUCCUUUUCCUGAUCAUGCACAAAAUAACCAACAGCAUUCUGUUUUUGGGCAGAUUCUCCUCACCAUAAAAUAGAAAAGAUUCCAUUUCUACACACGACUUCUUGGCGCGAGCUAUCAGUCUCAGAAAUGCUAUUUUAGGAGCCAAGUCUUUUUCUCCAUGUUUCUGUUUCUCUGUAAAAAUUCUGGGACCUAUAAAAUAUAAAGGCAAAAAUGA
This is a messenger RNA of Ochotona princeps (American pika), 1429 nucleotides long. It is a transcript of the gene SERPINB2, whose product is annotated as serpin family B member 2. The transcript has 8 exons. Bases 45 to 1283 code for a protein of 412 amino acids. Gene Ontology annotation, molecular function: serine-type endopeptidase inhibitor activity. The record is from RefSeq and is a predicted model, not a curated record. Gene Ontology annotation, biological process: negative regulation of endopeptidase activity. NCBI's taxonomy places the organism in Eukaryota, Metazoa, Chordata, Mammalia, Lagomorpha, Ochotonidae.